Hordeum vulgare subsp. vulgare (domesticated barley) is the source of this 916-nucleotide messenger RNA. RefSeq names its product probable NADPH:quinone oxidoreductase 1. The record is from RefSeq and is a predicted model, not a curated record. The transcript has 2 exons. Bases 110 to 724 code for a protein of 204 amino acids. NCBI's taxonomy places the organism in Eukaryota, Viridiplantae, Streptophyta, Magnoliopsida, Poales, Poaceae. Gene Ontology annotation, molecular function: oxidoreductase activity; FMN binding. Gene Ontology annotation, cellular component: cytosol.
CCACAACCGGACACCAGUCAGGCAGUCACUGAUCAAGCUCCACAACCCAUCAGUAAACCAAGCAGCCACUCACUCUCAGGUUGUUACGGCAGAUCAUCAAGAUCGAAGCAUGGGAUCCAUCACUGCAUCGACGACGGCAAAGCCCAUCCUCCGUGUGGCCGCCAUCUCCGGCUCCCUCCGCAGCAACUCUUGGCACGUCGGCCUCAUCCGCGCCGCCGAGGAGCUGUGUGAGGAGUCCAUCCCGGGGCUGCGCAUCGACCACGUCGACAUCUCCGACCUGCCAAUGGCCAAUCCAGACCUCGAGACUAACGGCGGCGACGGCUUCCCGCCGGCCGUGGAGGCGUUCCGCGACAGGAUCACCGCCGCCGACUGCUUCCUCUUCGCCUCGCCAGAGUACAACUACUCCGUAACCGGCUCGCUCAAGAACGCGCUGGACUGGGCGUCGAGGGGCACGCACAAGUGCUGGGCGGACAAGGCGGCGGCGAUCGUCUGCGCGGGAGGCGACUUCGGCGGAGGCAGGGCGUCGCUCCACCUGCGCGAGAUCGGGAUAUACCUCGACAUCCACUUCAUCAACAAGCCGGAGCUCCACAUCAGGGCGUACGAGCACCCGCCCAAGUUCGACGGCGAGGGGAACCUCAUCGACGCCAAAGCCAGGGAGCGGCUCAAGAAGGUGCUCCUCUCGCUGCAGGCCUUCGCGCUCAGGCUCCAACACAAGGAGAACUGAGUGAAGAACUGAAGAUCGAAUAAAUUGGGCACCAGAGCUACCUACAUAGUCUGCAUUUCCGUGGACGUGAUCACCUUUAGCUUGGGCUAUGGCCCUGGUUUCGUUAGUCUGAGGCUCUCAGCAAUUUUUUUACUUCGUAUUCGUGUAACUGUAUUUUGUACUUCCGUAAAAUAAAAAGAUGCUUGUAAUAAA